This is a messenger RNA of Trichomonas vaginalis G3, 1512 nucleotides long. RefSeq names its product protein phosphatase regulator protein. NCBI's taxonomy places the organism in Eukaryota, Parabasalia, Trichomonadida, Trichomonadidae. The record is from RefSeq and is a predicted model, not a curated record. The coding region runs from base 1 to 1512 and encodes 503 amino acids. Gene Ontology annotation, biological process: signal transduction. Gene Ontology annotation, molecular function: protein phosphatase regulator activity. The transcript has a single exon. Gene Ontology annotation, cellular component: protein phosphatase type 2A complex.
AUGCCUCCGCGCACUGUAGUGAGGCGCUCAGUUAUUACUCAGAAGAUGGCUACUAAGGUGGCCCAGUCAGCAAACCCAAGAGCCGCUGUUCCGAGUUUGUUGAAGCUCAACCAAGUUCUGAAAAAGAGGCAGAAUCUGGUUGUUCCUCACUCAGAGUUACAAUCAUGCAUUGAGCAUAAAAGAUUCAUCAGUUCAACAUAUUCGGUCGGUGAUUAUGGCCAAAUUGAAGAACUUCCUGACUUUGAUAACGUCCAACCAGAAGAAUACAAUAACCUCUUUAGAAAAUAUCUUCUACAGUGUAAAGUUAAAUGUAACUUCAAUAGCCAACUACAAGACGUAAAAAAUAUUCAAAUGAAAACGAACUUUCUCAAUGUUAUCAUUAAACAAGUUUCUUCGCCAGAUUUUAUAAAGAUCGUUGAUAAAGAAACAUUAACAGAGUUCUUCCAAAUGCUUAAAUCGAACAUAAUUCGUUAUACUCCGCCAAUUCCAGAUCUCGCCCGAGUUCCGAUGAUUGGUGACGAUAUUACAGAUACAAUCAUCGAGGCUUCAUGGCCGCACCUUGAACUUGUUUAUAAGGCAUUCCAAUCUUUCCUUGAGAACCCUAAAAUGGAUCCAAAAUCAUUUGUCGACAAUAUCACACAAUCAUUCGUUCACAGACUCAUAUCAUUAUUCAACACUCCAGAUAUUCGCGAAAGAACUGUCCUAAAAUUGCUUGUUCAUCGUCUUUACCUCAGAUUUAAUGUUCAUCGUCCUCUUAUCCGUACCGAAAUGCAAAAUGCUCUCUAUACUUUCCUAUUUGAAGACAAAUUUUUCUGCGGCGUAAACGAAAUCCUUGAAAUUUUUAUGAGUAUUAUUAACGGAUAUUCAGUACCUCUCAAGCAAGAGCAUUUGCGCUUCUUCCAUUCGAUCUUACUUCCAUUGCAUGGUUCCGAUUUCUACCAUUCCUUUGCAGAUAACUUAGCCAUUUGUAUCGGACAAUAUGUACAGAAAGAUGCCUCUCUAAUGGUCGACUUUUUCAAGGGACUUCUUACUUUCUGGCCGAAAUCCUCUACGGUUAAGGAAGUAAUGUUCAUUGAACAGUUGGAUCAUAUUUUAGAGGUUAUUAGUGACGAUCAGUUCGAUGCAAUUAGGAUGCAGCUGUUCGAUAAGAUAGGAGAUCUAGUACAAUCUAACGCUUUCCGUGUAAGUGAAGCGGCAAUGAUUUUAUGGAGAAACGAUAGAUUUGUUGAACUGUCUAUUAAGUACUCUAACGAGAUCUUGCCAAUAAUUACCCCUAGAUUAUACGCUACUGGCAUGCAGCAUUGGAACUCAGCUAUCAAAAAUUUGGCUGUAUCCGUUAUUAGAAUUUGUAUGGAUUCCGUGAGCCCAGAAGAGUCAGCACAAUUCAACCAGAAGGUAAAGGAAAAUGAAGAAGCAAGCGCAAACCAAUUACAGAUGAAAAAGCAAACUUGGCUGGCAAUUGAACAGCAGGCGUUUACGAAUAACCCAGAAAUGAGACCACAGCAAGCAUAA